CCCGAAUCAAGUGUCCACAAUAACCCGAACACUAAAACCGCUUGCUCUCUUCUUUUCUUCUCCACUAUAUAAACUUAUUUCCCGGCCACUUUUCCAAACCACCAGCAACACAUCACAUUUCACUUUCACAUCACCGCUCUCACUCUCGACAACGCCGCCGUUACCCUAUUCUUUCUCUCAUUCUGUUCACUCUUCUUCUCAAAAUGGUUUUUGGAGGUUUAGAAGAAGAAGACGAUGAAGGAACCGAACCUAUGUCUACGAGUCCCAAAAGACCCAAACCCCUUCACAAUUUCAACCUACCGUUCUUGAAGUGGGGGUCCCAACGCCACCUGAGAUGCUCAUACGGAGCCAUCAAAGACGGCGCCGGGCCUUCAACCAGCGCCGAUCGCCGUUCUUCGAGGCCUAACUCAAACGAAUCAACGGCAACACCUAAUCAAUCGAGUGGUUCAGAAAAACGAGUCGUCAUCGGCAAUGAUGAAGAGGAAGGGAUCGCCGCUGUGAGAGAGAAGCUUACGCAUGAUCUAAAAAACGACGCUGAUCGAAUCAAAGAUACGAUUUUGAGAGAAGAACAAGAAGAAACAGAGACUCUUAAGUCAUGGAAACACAGAACCAGACAGAUACAGUCUAAACCUCCGGUAAACUCCGAUCAUGCAAAACGUGAUUUCCCUUCCCCGGCGAAAAUUGACGGCGGCGUUAAUGUCGCUUCGAGAUUGAGAAGAAAUAUCAACACUAAUAAAACGGAAAGACCAAAAUUUUCCGUUCAGCUUUCGAGAAAGGAAAUCGAUGAAGAUUUCAUGGCAAUGGUGGGCCGCCAGCCCAGACAACGGCCCACUAAGAGGUCCAAAGUUGUUCAAAAACAGUUAAACAGUGUUUUUCCUGGAUUGUGGUUAAGGGAGGUUACACCUGAUAUGUACGAGGUUCUUGAUACAAAGGAGAAUGGAAAAUCUGUGAAGAAGAAAGGGAAAGGGAAGUGCUUUGAUGAUGAUGAUGAAUCCUCAGCUUGAGUUUUUCUUUUGCUGUGAUAUAUGGUUUUUUUGAGAGGGUGCUAAUGUUAGUUUAGAUAGAUAUAUUGUAGUUCUUUUUUGUUUAUAAGAAUAACACUUAACUGAAAAGUUGGUGAUAGAUGAUAUAGGCAUAGCCCUAGUUAAGCUGACUUUUUUAGUUUUCAAUGACAAUGAUGCCGUUCAAAUGUCACAAUUUUGAAACUUGUUAUAUCAGUUAGUAGAUGAUGAUGGUGUAUGGUUGCAAUUCAAAUUAUGUUAAGUUCUGUGGCCUUACAAUUUUUCUCAAGUAUUGUUAAGUUUGGUGUAAAUUUAA
Messenger RNA from Lathyrus oleraceus (garden pea), 1317 nucleotides. RefSeq lists its product as uncharacterized. The coding region runs from base 204 to 1004 and encodes 266 amino acids. Lineage: Eukaryota; Viridiplantae; Streptophyta; Magnoliopsida; Fabales; Fabaceae. The transcript is spliced from 2 exons. The record is from RefSeq and is a predicted model, not a curated record.